Molecule: messenger RNA, 4200 nt
Organism: Paramisgurnus dabryanus
Lineage: Eukaryota; Metazoa; Chordata; Actinopteri; Cypriniformes; Cobitidae
Gene: epb41l3a
Product: erythrocyte membrane protein band 4.1-like 3a
Biological process (GO): actomyosin structure organization; cortical actin cytoskeleton organization
Cellular component (GO): plasma membrane; cytoskeleton
Molecular function (GO): structural molecule activity; actin binding
Source: RefSeq, a predicted model, not a curated record
UGUGUGUGUGUGUGUGUGUGUGUGUGUCAGUGUUUCUAUUGUGAACACACACAUGUAAAUGAAAGUUGUGUGCUUUUUUCUCUGCUGUCUGGACCGGACUGACCUCUCAUCAUCUGAUGGAUGGGAUCCUCUGGAUGUUAAUGAUUGAUCUGAAAUGACGACAGAACCAGAGACCAAACCAGAGCAACAGGGGGCCAGUGCAGCUCCGCCCCAAACGGCCCCGCCCAUCGACAACGAGCUUCCUCCUGCGGCUGCACACAGCACACCCGUCAGAAAAGAUCAGGCUGGAGAGCGAGACGCUGGCGGGAAAGCUGAUCAGCAGCCAUCCGAGGACGACCGCACCUCACACUGGUCCAAAUCUCCAGUGAAGGUCACCAGAAGACCCAGAAACAUGCAGUGUAAGAUCACGCUGCUGGAUGGAUCUGACUACACCUGUGUGGUGGAGAAGCGUGAUAAAGGUCAGGUGCUCUUUGAGAAAGUCUGUGAACAUCUCAACCUACUGGAGAAAGAUUAUUUUGGGAUCACAUACAGAGAUGUUGAAAACCAGAAGAACUGGUUAGAUCCAGCAAAAGACAUGAAGAAACAGAUCAGAGGCAUCGCUUGGAAUUUCUUCUUCAAUGUGAAGUUUUAUCCUCCUGAACCUGCACUGCUGUCUGAAGACAUCACCAGAUAUUACCUGUGUUUACAGCUGAGGGAUGACAUCAUGUCAGGACGUUUGCCCUGUUCGUUUGCCACUCAUACGGUUCUCGGUUCAUACACGGUUCAGUCCGAGCUGGGCGAUUACGACCCAGAUGAAUACGGGACCGAUUACAUCAGCGAGUUUCGUUUUGCACCUCAACAGACCAAAGAGAUGGAGGAGAAGAUCACAGACCUACACAAGACCUACAAAGGAAUGACCCCAGCAGAAGCUGAAAUGCAUUUUCUGGAGAAUGUAAAGAAACUCUCAAUGUAUGGAGUCGACCUUCAUCAUGCAAAGGAUUCAGAAGGGGUGGAGAUCAUGUUAGGCGUUUGUUCCUCCGGUCUUCUCAUCUAUCGGGAUCGACUGCGCAUCAACCGCUUUGCUUGGCCGAAAGUCCUGAAGAUCUCCUACAAACGCAAUAACUUCUACAUCAAGAUCCGUCCGGGUGAGUUUGAACAGUUUGAAAGCACGAUCGGUUUUAAACUUCCCAACCACAGAGCGGCUAAGAGACUCUGGAAGGUUUGUGUGGAGCAUCACACUUUCUUCAGGUUAGUUUCACCAGAGACUCCACCCAAGAAGUUCCUCACACUCGGCUCGAAGUUUCGUUACAGCGGCAGAACCCAGGCCCAGACCAGACGAGCCAGCUCACAGAUAGUCCGACCAGCACCGUAUUUCGAACGUUCAUCCAGCAAACGCUAUACCAUGUCCCGAAGCUUGGAUGGAGCUCAGCGGAGUACACCCAUGAACACAGCCAAUGGUACUAGACCAACAGAGAUGGGCACAGCGUUGUACGGCACAGCUAAAGGCGUGGCAGUGAGUGACCUCAUCACUACAGUGACACCAGAGAGGAAGACAACAGAAGAUGAAGGAGAGCAGGACAGAGUGAUGCUGGUUGACAGUGUUGCAUUGCUGGAAGAAGAAGACGAGAGCACUAAAGUUACUGAAGUUUCCCAGCCGAGUCCUCUUACACCCAUACGACAAGACACACGGACGGAUUUCACAGACACAGCUGUUGAUGGAGAUUUAACAGCCACUGAGUCGGAUCAAGACGAUGAGUCUGAGAUAAAGACACAGUUCAUUAAACAGAAUAAAGAAGUGAAUGUGUUUAUCAGACACAGUAAACUGAUGAUAGAGGAAAUUGAUCAGACACCAGAUGAGCUGUUGAAACAUCAGACCAACAUCAGUGAACUGAAGAGGACGUUCCUGGAGGGAGGAACGGAUCGGACGGGUCUGACAGAGUGGGAGAAGCGUCUGUCCUCCUCUCCGCUUCGAUCUCCUCGUCUUGAUGAAGCUCCCAUGAUCGAACCGCUGGUUCCAGAAGAAAUGAAACAGGAAUCAGCUGUGGGAGGAUCGACAACACAGGACAGUCUGAAGGACAGAAGAGUUGAUGUGGAAACUGAUGGGUGGGUCAUUAUAAACAAGGUUCCUCCUAUAGAAAAAGAAAUGAUUACAGAAAGAGUUCCUCCUGAGACGGUGCCAGAGAAAUCUGAUGCUGUUGUAAAGGAAAAGUUUGAACCAGUGAAAAGAUUUGGCAUUGCACCACCUCCUGAUGUAAGAGAAAAAGUUAUUAUUACUCAAGAAGAAGUUCCUCCAGUUGUUCCAGAUCGAGGUCUUACUGUUGUAUCAGAAGAUCUUCCUCCUAAAAAGAUUCCUCCUAAGGUACCGGAGAAGAAACACAUCUCCAGCUAUAGAUUUGUAUCCACCACUAGCACUGUGACCAGCAGUGAAGCUCUGGAGGAGAAGAAGCCUAAAGCUCAAGAAGACAUCUUCAGUACGGACAGUAGAUCUUAUGACUUUUCCUCCACCACAGUUGAACGGUCUGAAGACGACAACCUGACAUCUGCUCAACUUCCCAUUAAACUCUCUGAGCGGUCCAUUGCUGCUACCAUUAAGGUUGUUCCUGUGACGGUUAAGUAUCAGAUCACCAGCACAGAAGAGGGUGCUGGUACACCUGUCAUCACAGUCAGAGAGGCUGGAACGCCAUCUGAGCCUCCAGUCAUCCAGACCGGUGAGGAAUCUGGAGACAUCAAGACGACCGAAUUAAAGAUUUUCACCUCUCCGACACCACGGUCUCCACUUAGAUCUCCUCUCAGAUCAUCUGCAGAUGUCAGGCUGAGCCCCGGUCCUGUGCCCUAUCUCACCAAAACCUCUCCUACAGCUCGAGUGCCUAAACCCAGUUUUGAUGAGAUGUCGCCCGAGCUCACUGCUCUCUUGCAGUCUACACACAGCUGGUCAUCAGCUCCUCCGUCCGCCCUCAUCACCCCCUCAUCUCUCUCGUCCCAUAAGCCAUCAGAAAGCCAGAAGAGUCAUCCGGAGGAUAUCCAAUCAGAAGAAGAGAAGCAGCCAUCGGACAAACCGCUGGACCAGCCUCAGUCAGAGCCAUUAGGAGACACACAGCAGAUGCCCGUCAUCCACACAGAAAUGAAAACUAUCACAUAUGAGUCCAUGCAGCAGGGUGAAGCGGAUGAAGACACUGAACCUGGAAUACUUAUGAGCGCCCAAACCAUCACAUCAGAAACCAGCAGCACCACCACGACCACUCACAUCACAAAGACGGUGAAAGGCGGCAUAUCAGAGACACGGAUCGAGAAGAGAAUUGUUAUCUCAGGAGAUGCAGACAUUGAUCACGAUGAGGCUCUUGCUCAAGCUAUUAAAGAAGCUAAAGAACAACAUCCUGACAUGUCAGUGACUAAAGUCGUGGUCCAUAAAGAGACGGAGAUCACGCCAGAGGAGGGCGAGGAGUGAGGCAGGAUUAACACCUUCAUGCAUUCUGGAAAAAUCUCUGGCUGUGGAAAAUCUCGGCUGUUUCAGAUGGAGCCACAGAAUGAAUCGUCUGAACACAACACACACACACACGCUUACAGACUGAAUCACUGUUACUGCAUGAUAUGGGAACAAAUCUGAGAAAAACUAAUAUUUAUCAGCAUUUUAGGAAAUAUUAUAUGAGCGCAGUGUAUAGUUCAGCCAUGAGCUCGCUAUAAAGAGAAAUGUGCAAAUAUAAAUCUCACAGAUAUCUACAUUUUAUUUAUUAAAAUACUGCUCACCUUAAAAGCAAAAUCAACCAGAAUGAGUGCAAAAUAUUUAACCACACAAAGAUGUGCCAUCAUCAUCAUCAUGUUAUACUUUAUCUCUGAUUUACUCCUGGUACACAUUACACACUAACAGCAUCAGAAUAUGUCACACAAUUUCUCCAAACAUCAUUUAUCUUUAUGGAGUGUCCUGUUGUUUUUUACUUGAAUUAUUUAGCCAUUUAUGUGUUUUUCAUUGUGAACGCUUGAGUUUAGAGGAAUGAACACUGCUGAUGUUUACCGAUAGUUUGUACCCUGAAUCUUUUGAUCAUUUCUGGAAUUCACUUUGUCACAUCUGAGCCUUAAACUGUACAGCAACCCCAACACAAACCCAAUGUGGCUUUAUGUCUGUGUUUGUCAACAUCCAAUGUAUUUAUUUAUUUAUUAUACAGCAUUGAUUCGUGUACUGUUGAAUGUUUCCUCCUUCAGCUCAAAUAAAAUCAUUUCUGAUCA